This is a messenger RNA of Malassezia vespertilionis, 2745 nucleotides long. RefSeq lists its product as uncharacterized. Gene Ontology annotation, biological process: intracellular magnesium ion homeostasis. The record is from RefSeq and is a predicted model, not a curated record. The coding region runs from base 1 to 2745 and encodes 914 amino acids. Lineage: Eukaryota; Fungi; Basidiomycota; Malasseziomycetes; Malasseziales; Malasseziaceae. Gene Ontology annotation, molecular function: magnesium ion transmembrane transporter activity. Gene Ontology annotation, cellular component: plasma membrane. The transcript is spliced from 2 exons.
AUGAAAGAGGAGCCAAAGGCUGAGCUUUCUAGUCGCCUCCCGCCCAUCCUUCGCGCGCCGUUUUGGCGGCGCUCACCGCCGGCCGCAGCGCCGGACCGUGAGAAGAUUGAGAUGGCAGACAUGCCGCUGCAGGCAGCAGAAAAAGACAAGGAUGUGCCAAAUAAAACACCGAGGCUGCAAUUUGCACAUGCGCACAUGCGCGUGCAUCCACAGGACCUGCCGUACGAAUAUGAUCCUGACGAACUGUAUCGAGGGCUGGACUCGCACGUUACAGCGCAUCGCACACGACGACGUCAGGAACGACGCAAAGCGCCGCGUUUGGAUACAGAUGAUGAGGAUGCAUCGGAUAGCAGCACAAGCUCUAGCUCGAGCAACGAGUCGAAUGCGGCUGCUCACGCCUUUUCGCGUAUUCGUGCCUUGUUUGGCGAUGAUUCAGACAGCAGCGGGACAGAUUCAAGCACAAGCAGCAGCGAUGACGAAUCGGACGGAGGCACGUCAACUACUUCUGGCAUCAGCCGCAUAUCUGCAGUCGUGCGACGCCGCGGUCGCGACGACGUUUCCAUGACUGAUUCUCCCGCCGGAUUGCACGCUUUUUCGCCGUGGACGCCACGUAUUGGCGGCGCGCUGGGCGCUCGGCGACGCCGGCGCCAGCGCCAGCGCGAGAAAGCACGACGGCAGGCUAAUGCCGUGCAUAUACAAAAAGCAAGUCGAAACGCACGGCGCAAUGCGCGUCGGCUCCGCAGGAUUGCUGGUGGCGCUACAGAGUUUACAUUAUAUGUUCCCACCGCGCCAAAUGUGAACCCAGACUUUUCGUCGCAAUCAUGGCGCGCCGUUGAGAAGCAAUUACUGCGAUACUUUCAGUACUUUAGCCAGGACGAUGGUCACGGCGGAGAUCUUGGCGCGCCGCAUGAGCUUGAUCUGUCGCAAGACAAGCCAUUGUUUGGGUUACGAGCGACGCAAGAGGAGGAUGUUGUAGCACCGCAAGUCCAAGAUAUGGAGAUGGUCAAACCCGAAGGCGAUUUUGAAAAGAUGGGCAUGCACGAUACGUGGUACAACCAAGAACGGAACACGGGAAAGCACAUGUCAGACAUGCCGCUUGCUUCGUACUUCCGUGGCGCAACCGGUGAUCUGACCAAAUCUCCCAUGCCUUUUUCGGGGCAGUAUACUCCCCGGCGCUCCACCUUCCGAUCCGUUUUGAAAACGCCGCGCGAUCCCAUUAUUCCAGAAGAGGCUGAAAUCGACGAACUGGAUAUUCCAAUUCUCGGCGAGCCGAUGCUCGCGUUACCCCCAGAAUUGGAGCAAAAUCAAGCGGCCGAUGCGACGACAAUUGCAUCUUCCAUUCCUGCCUCGCCACCGCUUUUGAUGCGCGCCAAUCCGUGGUGGCUCGACAUUUGCUGUCCUACUUACAAGACCAUGCAACAGCUGAGUCAACAUUUCCCACUGCACCCACUCACGGUGGAAGAUAUACUGAAGCAGGAGCAGCGCGAGAAGGUGGAGAACUAUGACCGACUGGGCUACUACUUUGUCGUGAUCCGCGCUUUGGACGAGCAGUAUUUCCGAUUUCACAACAACACCUCCGAAGCAUCCGACGGGGAAAAGGGCGCAGAUAUAUCGCCAGCUGCACUCCAGGCGCGCUUCGAAAAGAAGCUCAUCCACGACCCGUUGCGCCAGGAGCUCACGAAUUCGUCUGUGAACUUGGAAAUUUGCAAGGACAAGCAAGGGAAAGAAGGCCUGGAGGGUCUCGCUGCUGGCUCCGUGAGCUUAUACUUGGUCGUGUUUGCACACGGCGUCCUUUCUUUUAGCUUUGAAGAUAUGAAAAAAUACACAGACCAUGUGCGUGCAAAACUUAUGCACGAGCUCUUGAUUGGCAAUCAUAAUGCAGAUUGGAUCGUUCAUGGUUUGUACGAUGCAGUUGUCGACGUGUUUGCGCCGUACGUCUACUUUUUGCAAAUGCAAGUCGCAAACAUUGAAGCACUUUCCAACGACAUGAGCGUUUCUCCGUUUGUAAAACGGCCGCCGCGCACCGUUUUGGGCCGGCUCAUCAAAUGGAUCCAGAGCCUGUUUCGAAAAAAGAACCCUCUCGCCGGUACUGCACUGGAAGGAGGCGAUGAGCAAGAUACCCAAUACGCGAUGUACCUCACAAAACGAUCCAAAAAAAGUCCAUUGUUCAGCACCGCCGACGCAUUGCUCCAGAGCCAGUUUAUUUUGAGCCUUUCGCACACACGCGAAAUUGUCACUGGGCUAUCGCGCCUACUGUCGCCAAAAAUUGACGUUUUGCGUGGUAUCGAAAAACGCCUUGCGGACAGCAGCCACGACUUUUAUGACGACAACAUCAUUCUUUUGUACAUGGAAGACAUCUUUGACCAUGUCGCAUCUAUGGUAGCUCAGCUACAUGAACGCGACAAGGCACUCACACACACACACUGGUCGUUUCUCACUCGAUCCCGUAUUCGCAACAGGAGAUAUCAAAAAAGCAACAGCUAUGUGCUACUACUGGCAGCAACAGUGAUGGCUACCACAUUACUUUGCCAAAUGGUCACUAGUUCGUUUAGCAUGAAUGUCUGGGUACCUGGCAUUAGCCACCGGACAAGCCCUAACGACGAUGACCCAAUCUAUACGCAUCAUUAUGCAUUCGGUGGAAUCGUUGUUGGUCUCGCAUCCGUGCCCGUCAUCAUGUUUUCAUACUAUAAAUUUCUCAAGCGCCUUGCCAAGCGGCGCUCGAGCCUGCAAACCAAUAUGUGGUAG